GUGGGCUCGGAAGGUGGAGUGGGCUUGGCUUGUCUGAGCUGCCUUUUCCAAGACAGGAGAGCAAAUGCUUGCCCAGCUGGACGGAGCGUGCUGAACUCACGUCGCCUUUAGGAAUGGCUGCAGAAGCCCACACCUGGAAAUCCCUCCCUCCCUGCCCCUCCACGGCAGGUUGUGUUUGGAAGGCUCUCCGGUCAUUAGAGGAAUGAGCUGAGGGUGAGCAAUUCACCAGCUCGCCAGCACUUGGAGAACAGCAGGCAAGGAUGGAUGUGGUCGACAGCCUUCUUGUGAAUGGAAGCAACAUCACCCCUCCCUGUGAGCUGGGAAUCGACAAUGAGACGCUUUACUGCUUGGAGCAGCCCUAUCCUUCCAAAGAGUGGCAGCCGGCUGUGCAAAUUCUCCUGUACUCCUUGAUAUUCCUGCUCAGCAUCCUGGGCAAUACGCUGGUCAUCACCGUGCUGAUUCGGAACAAGAGGAUGAGAACCGUCACCAACAUCUUUCUGCUUUCGCUGGCAGUCAGUGACCUCAUGCUCUGCCUUUUCUGCAUGCCGUUCAACCUCAUCCCCAACCUGCUCAAGGAUUUCAUCUUCGGGAGUGCUGUCUGCAAGACCACCACCUACUUCAUGGGCACCUCUGUGAGUGUAUCCACCUUUAAUCUGGUCGCCAUAUCUCUGGAAAGAUAUGGUGCGAUCUGCAAACCCUUACAGUCCCGGGUCUGGCAGACCAAAUCCCACGCUUUGAAGGUGAUUGCCGCGACCUGGUGCCUCUCCUUUACCAUCAUGACUCCGUACCCAAUUUACAGCAACCUGGUGCCUUUUAUCAAAAAUAACAACCAGACCGCGAACAUGUGCCGCUUCCUCCUGCCAAACGAUGUUAUGCAGCAGUCCUGGCACACGUUCCUGUUACUCAUCCUCUUUCUUAUUCCUGGAAUCGUGAUGAUGGUGGCAUAUGGAUUGAUCUCUUUGGAACUUUACCAAGGAAUAAAAUUUGAUGCAAUCCAGAAGAAGUCUGCUAGGGAAUCAUCGGAGAGGAGACAAACACCGGGCCAACUUAUCCAGCAGCCUGCGGUGUAA
Ailuropoda melanoleuca (giant panda) is the source of this 1070-nucleotide messenger RNA. RefSeq names its product cholecystokinin A receptor (gene CCKAR). Gene Ontology annotation, cellular component: plasma membrane. The transcript is spliced from 5 exons. Gene Ontology annotation, biological process: neuropeptide signaling pathway. The record is from RefSeq and is a predicted model, not a curated record. Bases 261 to 1070 code for a protein of 269 amino acids. Lineage: Eukaryota; Metazoa; Chordata; Mammalia; Carnivora; Ursidae. Gene Ontology annotation, molecular function: neuropeptide receptor activity; cholecystokinin receptor activity.